This is a messenger RNA of Hemicordylus capensis (graceful crag lizard), 5967 nucleotides long. It is a transcript of the gene EMSY, whose product is annotated as EMSY transcriptional repressor, BRCA2 interacting. The coding region runs from base 317 to 4402 and encodes 1361 amino acids. Gene Ontology annotation, biological process: regulation of DNA-templated transcription. The transcript is spliced from 23 exons. NCBI's taxonomy places the organism in Eukaryota, Metazoa, Chordata, Lepidosauria, Squamata, Cordylidae. Gene Ontology annotation, cellular component: nucleoplasm. The record is from RefSeq and is a predicted model, not a curated record.
CUGGCGCCAGCGCCGCCAAACAAACCCGAAGGUGCCCGCCGCGCUCGGGAGUGGGAUCCUCCAUGGUGGUCGCGGGGGCGGAUUGGCAGGUAGGUCUGCAGUGGACCAAAAGAUUGGAUUGGAGUUUCCUCCCUUCUCACCUCACCUCAGCCACAGAUCCACUUUCCCUUGGCUUCUCCCCUACUCCCUAGAAGACAGGAAUAAUACUGCCCAUCCUGCGUAUAAAUGUGAAGCAUUCUUGUAGAUGAUAUGUCCAAAAGUUCAUCUUGUCAAACAGGGAGGCUACGCUCUGGGGGAGCGAAGUGACUGAAGAACGAUGCCGGUGGUGUGGCCGACCCUUCUGGAUCUCAGCAGGGAUGAAUGCAAAAGGAUCCUUCGCAAACUGGAAUUGGAGGCAUACGCUGGAGUUAUCAGUGCCUUACGUGCACAAGGAGAUCUCACAAAGGAGAAGAAGGACCUCCUUGGAGAACUCUCCAAAGUGCUCAGUAUUUCAACAGAAAGACAUCGGGCUGAAGUUCGGAGGGCGGUCAACGAUGAGCGAUUGACAACUAUUGCACAUAAUAUGUCUGGGCCCAACAGCUCUUCUGAAUGGUCUAUCGAAGGCCGCCGGCUGGUCCCUCUGAUGCCACGGCUGGUUCCUCAAACAGCUUUUACCGUAACAGCAAACGCUGUUGCCAAUGCAGCUCUCCAGCACAAUGCUUCUCUUCCGUCUCCUGCAGAAACAGGGAGCAAGGAAGGUGAGGUGGUCGUCUGCUACUCCUACACAAGCACAACGUCAACACCGACGUCCACCCCGGUGCCAAGCGGCAGCGUUGCAACAGUGAAAUCCCCCAGACCCGCCAGCCCAGCCUCCAAUGUCGUCGUCCUGCCAAGUGGAAGUGCCGUUUAUGUCAAAAGCGUGAGCUGCUCAGACGAUGACGAGAAGCCCCGCAAAAGGCGCCGCACCAACUCGUCCAGCUCCUCUCCCGUCCUGCUGAAAGAGGUCCCAAAGGCCGUCACGCCGGUGACCAAAACCAUCACGGUGCCUGUCAGCGGCAGUCCCAAGAUGAGCAGCAUCAUGCAGAGCAUCGCCAACUCCUUGCCGCCCCACAUGUCCCCAGUGAAGAUCACCUUCACCAAGCCGUCGACGCAGACGACCAACACAACCACCCAGAAGGUGAUCAUCGUGACCACUUCUCCCAGUUCCACCUUUGUACCCAACAUCCUCUCCAAGUCGCAUAACUACGCGGCCGUCACCAAACUCGUCCCGACGUCCGUCAUCGCCUCGACCACUCAGAAGCAGCCGGUGGUCAUCACCGCCUCCCAGUCUUCUCUGGUCAGCAGCAGCAGUAGCAGUAGCAGCACCGGUGGCUGCUCCACUCUCUCCUCCACCCCCAGCACCGUGGCUGUGACCACCAUGGUAGCGUCAACGCCUUCAGUAGUCAUGUCCACCGUAGCACAGGGCGUCUGCACAUCGGCCAUCAAAGUGGCAUCGGCCAGGCUGCCUUCCCCCAAGAGCUUGGUGGGGACGCCCACCCAGAUCCUAGCACAGUUCCCCAAGCAGCAGCAGCAGCAGCAGCCCUCUCCCAAGCAGCCGUUGCAGCCAGUGCAACAGCAGGCGCAGCAGCAGCAUCUGACUCAGGCUUCGCCCGUAUCGCAGCCCCAGCCGCCGCCACCCCCGCAGCAGUCUCCCCUGCCGCCAAGCAUCAAGCCCACCAUCCAGAUCAAACAGGAAUCGGGAGUCAAAAUCAUCACCCAGCAGGUCCAGCCCAGCAAGAUCCUCCCCAAGCCCGUCACGGCAACCUUGCCCAGCAGUAGCAACUCGCCUAUCAUGGUGGUGAGCAGCAACGGGACGAUCAUGACGACAAAGCUGGUCACGGCGCCCGCCGGGACUCAGACGACUUACACUCGUCCGACUGUCAGCCCAUCCCUAGGGACACGCAUGACUGGCACUCCAGGCGCCGCCACAUACGUGAAGACCACCAGCGGCAGCAUCAUCACAGUUGUCCCCAAAUCACUCGCCACCCUGGGAGGCAAGAUUAUCAGCAGCAAUAUUGUUUCCGGUAACUCCUUGAUGAAGACCUAUUUCCAACAAAAAGGAACGACGACCAAAAUCACCACGAUCCCUGUGACGUCCAAGCCGAACGUGAUUGUCGUGCAAAAGACGACUGGAAAAGGAACCACCAUUCAAGGCCUUCCUGGCAAAAACGUGGUCACAACUUUGCUAAAUGCAGGGGGGGAGAAAACAAUUCAAGCAGUGCCAGCAGGAGCAAAACCAGCCAUCAUCACAGCCACCAGGCCCAUCACCAAAAUGAUUGUCACACAGCCAAAAGGAAUAGGGUCUGCUGUGCAGCCAGCCACCAAAAUCAUCCCGACCAAAAUUGUGUAUGGGCAGCAAGGGAAGACGCAGGUCCUGAUCAAGCCAAAGCCGGUGACCUUCCAGGCGACGGUCGUGAGCGAGCAGACAAGGCAGCUGGUGACCGAAACGCUGCAGCAGGCGUCCCGGGUGGUGGAGGCAGGGAACGCUUCACUGCCAGAGGUGAAAGAGGAGCCCCAGGUGUACACUGACAGCAGCUCCUCUUCGAUUGAAUCCUUGCAGGGCUCCCAAGAUUCCCAGCCUGUGGUCCACGUGAUCGCAUCCCGAAGCCAGGAUUGGUCGGAGCACGAGGUUGCCGUGGACUCCAGCCCUACCAUCAUCUACCAGGACGUCUCCGGCGAAACCCAGUCGGCGACUUCGACGAUCAAAGCCCUCCUGGAGCUCCAGCAGACGACAGUGAAGGAGAAGCUGGAAUCCAGGCCGAGGCAGCCGACCAUCGACCUGAGCCAAAUGGCCGUCCCGAUCCAGAUGGCCCAGGAGAAGCGCCACUCUCCAGAAAGCCCUUCCAUUGCUGUGGUGGAGUCGGAGCUCGUGGCCGAAUACAUCACCACUGACUCAGGAAGACAGCACUGUAUUGGUUCACAUUCGGAAGAAUAUCUCCAAAACCACAUAGUUAGCCAUCGGUCCCAGCCCCACCAACCAUCCUCCCAGCCCCAGAGGACCCUCCUGCAGCACGUGGCUCAAUCGCAGACAGCAACGCAAACGUCUGUUGUGGUGAAAUCCAUCCCAGCGUCCUCAACAGGAGCCAUCACCCACAUCAUGCAGCAGGCUCUGAGCAGCCACACGGCGUUCACCAAGCACAGCGAGCCGCUCGGCACGGAGGAAGGCGAAGUGGAAGAAAUGGACACCUUGGACCCUCAGACGGGGCUCUUCUACCGGUCCGCCUUGGCUCAGUCCCAGGCCCAGAAGCCGCAGAAGCUGAGCCAGCCCCAGCUGGAGCAGACGCAGUUGCAGGUCAAAACCCUGCAGUGCUUCCAGGCCAAGCAGAAGCAGACCAUCCACCUCCAGGCGGACCCCCUCUCCCACAAGCUGCCCCAGAUGCCCCAGCUCUCCAUCUGCCACCAGAAACUUGCCCCGCUGCAGCAGGACCCGGCACAAGCCAAGCUGGAGGUCCAGCAGGCCCCGCACCACCCGGUCACCCGCGAGAGGCAGCUCCCCACCUUGGUGGCCCAGCCCCAACAAACUGUGGUCCAGGUGCUGGCUGUCAAAACCACGCAGCAGCUGCCCAAAUUGCAGCAGGCGCCGACGGCCCAGAAAAUCUACGUCCAGCCCCAGCCGCCCCAGGGCCAGAUGCAGCUGCCCGCCGCUUCCGAGAAGCAGUCGGCAAGUCAGGUGCACCAGCCCAUAAUAACCCAAGGAUCCUCUGUUACAAAGAUAACUUUUGAGGGGCAUCAGCCGCCCACCGUCUCCAAGGUGGCCAGUGUCGGUGUGGUGCCCAAGCUGGCUCCCCUGCUCCCGAGCCUCUUCCCCACCCAGGUGCCCACGAAGACGGCGGUAGCAGACAUUUUGAAAAUGUCCAUGAUGGAAGCUCAGAUUGAUACGAGUGUCGACCGCAUGCUAGUGGAGCCCCCCAACAACAAGGCCUCUCCCAGCGGCGGCCUGGUUAGCGAAGCCGAGUCGUCGCCCACCUCGGUGCUGCGGGUGGCCACGGUGGGAGCAGCGACGGCCAUGGCCGCGUCGGUCCUCCAGCAACCCAAGCGCUUGGAUGCGGCUUCAAGUCCUCCGGCCAUCGGGCACGCUUUGCUGGAGAGGAAACAGGCUUUGCCAGCUCCGCCGGCAGCCAGCCAGUUCAUACGCAUCCAGAAUAUCGCCCCAAAGAAAGCAGAGGAGAUCCCUGCAGAGAUCUUAAUUCAGACGAUCCCCCAGUAUUCCGUCGCGUGCCACUCUACCUCCAACGUGGUGGUGGAGCCCAGCGGCCUUCUGGAGCUCAACAACUUCACCAGCCAACGCCUCGACGAGGAGGAGACUGUGAUGGAGCAGGACAUGGACAGCAGCAAUGAGGAUGGGACCGAGCCGAGCCCUACGCAGAGUAUGGAACAAUCUUAGCACCUCUGGGACGCCAGAGUGCACUUUACAGAACAAUCGGCGUGGUGGUUUUGUGUCCAAGUUGCCCUUGCGUCACUCUUUUCAAAGCACUUUGCCUGUCGGAGGCAUCUGGUGGGCCCUCCGAGUAUCGGUGCAUUAACAAGACAGUAUUGGGAGUCAGGGUUGCAAAACGGUUUCGGCGGGAGAUGGCGUUGCUGCACUUGGCAUAAACUUAUGACAAUGGAAUGUAUUUCUUUGAGCAAAGAAGAAAACUCCGUGAUUUUUUAAAAGAAGGUGAAUUGAAGGGUUUUUUUGGUUCCCCCCCCUCCCCCCACUAUGACGUUCCGAAAAAAGCAAAAAAAAAAAGAGCAGUGUCUCUCUGUUGGCAGUUGAAGGAAACUUCUUCAUGAGACAGUUGUAAAUUUUAUUUUAUUAUUAGCAUGUCAAGUCCUCACAGUGCUGAGAAAGCACCAAAGAAGUUCCGCCUUGGGUGGCUUCCCUGUACUAUGAUGAUGCCCCCCGCCCUUAAGUAAGCUUAAAACUCUCUGCAAGGUGGGGGUGGAGAGGUGGUAGUGAUGAAUGUACAGUGAAGCCUAGAAUCAUGUGGGAAGCUUGUCUUCUUGACCAGACAUCAAGAAAGCAUUUCACUCUCCCCUCUGCCCCAUCACAUACAGAUUCAAGUAGUCUCACAUUGCAAAUAUUAUUUAAAAGUAAACAUCUGCAGAUAUAAUUCCAGCUCACACUCCUGGUCCUGUUAAACAGGCCAGAAAACUUAAGACUUCACUUAACGAAACGAAACGGUUUCAUCUUUUAAGCUUCGGGAAGUGAAAGAAACACGUCUCGGCUUAAACGGUUCGAAACGAGGGCAUUGAUCGUUUGCGUGUCAAACCUGGGUGUGGGUUGAAGUUAGGGAAUUUAUUUCACUCUUGCGUGUGUGUGUUUUUUUUAUUUAAAACAACCCCUUUAAUUAUGACUGGGGACUUAAAAAACUGAAAUUUGCUGAUAUUUUUUAAUCUCUUAUGUGUUGUUGUUUUGAGGUGAUCCUUCUCCGCCUUACAGUUUUGGUUUGCACGUUUGGAUUUUGCAAUGGUUAAAGCCACCAGAUUAAAACAAUCUCUUGUACAUUUUGGUAAUGAAGACAUUGCUUUUUUAAAAAAGAAAACUGUAUAUAGGAACAAAGUUUUUAACUGUUUUUGUAUAGAUUUCAUUAUAAAUAAGCAUUUUAAGAUUUUUGAUGUAUCCUGUAUAUAUAUAUAUGUAUAUAUACACACACGUUAUCAGCUGAACUGCCCAUUUUUGGUGCUGAAAUACUACUUUAAGUAGGAAUUCUCUGAAGGCUCUAAUACAGUUUUUGUGUCAAUAUUUUCUAAACUGUGAUUUGACUGUUGGAAAAAAAGUAGUUGUAAUUAAAGCGACAGCUAGAGAUCACACUCCGGUAGCUGAAGUAUGAUACCAAAAACCUUCUGUAGUCCUUGAAGCAUCACAUGUGUAACUCUCGGCUGUCCUACAGGUGGCGCUGUUGGCCAUCCUUUUCGCUUCUGUUGCCUGUCGACUUGUUUAUAAAAGUCUUGCUGACUUUUUCCCUC